This is a messenger RNA of Anoplophora glabripennis (Asian longhorned beetle), 948 nucleotides long. It is a transcript of the gene Dph5, whose product is annotated as diphthine methyl ester synthase. Gene Ontology annotation, molecular function: diphthine synthase activity. Gene Ontology annotation, biological process: protein histidyl modification to diphthamide. The coding region runs from base 46 to 864 and encodes 272 amino acids. The record is from RefSeq and is a predicted model, not a curated record. Lineage: Eukaryota; Metazoa; Arthropoda; Insecta; Coleoptera; Cerambycidae. The transcript is spliced from 4 exons.
AUUAACCUAACUUUCAAAUUUAAACAAACUGAUCAAUUUUAGAAAAUGUUUUUUAUUAUCGGCUUAGGUUUAGGUGAUUGUAAAGACAUAUCAGUAAAAGGGUUAGAAAUUGUCAAACGUUGUGAAAAGGUUUAUUUGGAGGCGUACACAUCUAUAUUAACGUGUGGUGCUGAAACCUUAGAAGAAUUCUAUGGACGCAAAUUAAUAAUUGCAGACAGAGAUUUAGUUGAACAAGGCGCUGAUGAUAUUUUGGCAGGGUCGAAAAACAGUGAUGUGGCCCUAUUAGUUGUAGGUGAUCCUUUUGGAGCUACAACACAUACUGACUUAGUUUUACGUGCUAAAGAAAAGGGCAUUGAAGUGCAAGUUGUUCACAAUGCAUCAAUUUUAAAUGCAAUUGGAUGUUGUGGACUGCAAUUAUAUAGUUUUGGUGAAACUGUAUCAAUUCCUUAUUGGACAGAAACCUGGCAACCUGAUAGCUUUUUCCCAAAAAUUUAUAACAAUUAUAGAAAUAAAUUACAUACGUUAUGUUUAUUAGAUAUAAAAGUCAAAGAACCCACAUUAGAGAGUUUAACGAAAAAGAAAAAAGAGUAUAUGCCACCUAAAUUUAUGUCAGUCAGUGAAGCUUCUCAACAAUUAAUUGAGAUUAUAAAAAACCUUCAAGAAAAGGGAGAUACUUUAGAAAUUACAGAAGACAGCUUGUGUGUAGGUUUAGCAAGAGUUGGAUCACAAAAUCAACAAAUAGCGGCAUGCUCCUUAAAACAAAUGGCCAAAUUGGAUUUGGGCGGACCAUUACAUUCACUAAUAAUUGCUGGACCACAUCUUCAUCCCUUGGAAACUGAAUAUUUACAACAGUUCAAGGUUUAACAAAAUAUGAACAAUAUGAAUAAUGUCUUUAUAAUUGUAUUCAAAUAAUCUAAAAGCAUUUAAAAUAUAUCUUUUGCAAACUUU